AUGUCAAGUAAGAAAAAUGCUACAAACUUUACUCAGGAAUCUCUCCUAGCUAGAGAAGAAAAAGUCCUACAAGAUGCUGAAAUUGUAAUUACUACUCAGAGAACAAGAAUUGGGGAGCUACGUUCAGAGCUGGAACGUUUAAAUGCGGAAAAAUUAUAUUGGUCAAAUACCCAUAUGAAGGAAAUGAGUGAUGUUAUACAAGAAAAUACAAAACUACGUUUACAGUUAGACGAGAUGCAGGCUGAUUUGAAUGCAUUAAGACACACACAAGAUAGUACGGAUAACUUGAUAACAAAUUUGACUGAAGCUUUGGGAGUAGCAGAAUCUCAAUUACUAGCACAGGAAAAUGAAUUAAAAAGUUUAAGAGGAAUGGCUGGUAAUCUACCCAUUGAAAACAAUCAUUUGAAACAAGAAAACCAGCGUUUACUGGCUGAAAAUGAAAAAUUAAAGCGUCAACAGGAGGAAAACAAUAGGAAAUCAGGUGAACCCAGAACUUCAAAAGGAUCUGAUAGCGCUGCAAUACAAGCAGUAAAUGCAGAUUUGAACAAACAUACAAAAUUGGCGAGAGAUUUAGAUUUCCGAACAGAAGAAUUGAGAGUUAACAAAAUGUGUUUGCUUCAGUUGGAGAGUGAUUUACUGGAGCAUCAGUUAUUAGUGGAACAACAGAGAGUAGAAAUACAGAGAUUAAAUACGGCAGUAGAAGCUUUGAAUAGAGAAAAGUCCCUAGUUCCUCCUGUGGUUAUAACUAGUAGGCAACUUGAUUUAUUUUCUCAAGGAAUGGAUGCAAAUCCAUUAAAAAAUAUGUCACCAAAACAAUUUGCUGAACAAGUAGUAUCCGAAAUUACUAAAUCUUUACCAAAGAUGCAAAGAAUGGGUGUAAUGAUUGGUGGUGAUGAAGAUAAAUAUAAUGAUGAAAAUAAUGAAUUGAGUUAUUCUAGUACACCCGAUGAUAUAGAUAUUAUUCAAUACAAAACUAUGGAAGAGCAGAGAAUGUUAAUUUCUCGUUUACUUAAAGGUUUGGAUCAGUUAGGCUUUACUAGAAGUGAUGCAACUUGUUACAAAGAGAAAGCAUCUGAUUAUAGAUGGUUUUAUUCUUCCGUUGUAAGCCACAGUGUUAAUUACAAUACAAGAUCAACUUCAGGUUCUGAUGAGAAAAAUGAUAAUAUAUCUCCUCCUGGAUUCUUUAAUUUAUUUGUUCGCGUUGAAUCAGGAAAUAUUGCAAUAUUUCAAAAUAUGGAGGAAGAGGUUCCAUUAUUUUCCAUUAAACCAUGGAAAUGUAAUGUUGAAAUAUAUGAAAAGAGUAAACAGUUUGUCUUAACAAGGACUUCAACUACUUCUGAUCAGAUUGAGAAUCAUAUAUUGCAUUGUCAGACUGAGGAUGAAUUUAAUCGUUGGUACUAUGCUUUAUGCUAUGGAGGUUUUAUUGAGUCUGGAAAAACCGAAAAUUCUCAAUUUUACCAAGGUGAGGAUUUAAACAAGAUCAAUAUUAGAUAUCCGAAUAAUAAAUUAAAUAGAAAUCCAAAUGUUAAUCGUAAUAUUAAUGUUAAUAUCAAUAAUGAUAAUAAUCUUAAUAAUAAUAAUACUAAUAAUAAUAAUAAUAAUACCAAAGAUCAUGUGGUUAUAUCAGUUAAGAUUAUGGAUUCAGAAAACAGUAAAAAUUAUCAAACCUCACAAAUGUCUAUAUAUAAUAACUAUUUAUCAUUUAGUAAUGGAAGAAAUCCCAUCCAUACUGUUAAUUCAAAGUUAAGUAUUAAUAACAAAAAAACAAUUAUUACAAUAACUGAUUCAAGUGACAAUAGUGGUAAUAAUAAUACAAUAUUUAUCACACCUGAAGAUCUCAGAGACUAUGAAGAUUUGAAAAAAUCACUCAUUUCUUGUACUUGGAUGGAAGUUGAUAAAAACCUUGGAUUACUUGCUUCUAAAUUAAAUACUAAAGGAAACGAUUCUAAUGUUAAACAAUCUGGAAUAUCUGAUAAAAAGUUAGUACCAAAAUCUACAAAUUUCUCAAAUAAUAAAUCUGAAGAAAAUAAUAAUGAUAAUAAUUCUUCAAAAAAUCCAAAUAUGAGACAUGGGGUUAUAUUAAUCAAGGAUUCUCAAGUUAAUCUAUACCAUGAUGAAAUCGAUACAAUACCAUUUACAAAAAUUGAUGUAAAAGAAUGUACUAUAGAAUGUGAUCGAAGGAAAAUGAGUAUAUUAUUAAUCAAAUCAAGAAAUAAUCAAUUUGAAAGUUUUUAUUAUAUGUUCUCAUCUCUUGAAGAGUUUAAUAGAUCAUGGUCAAGAUUAAGAGAAGGAGGAAUACAAGAAAUUAAGCCAGAAGAUAAACCUGUUUUGAAUCAAAUGUGCGUUGUUUGUAAAAAUAAAAUGCAUUUCUAUAAAAACAAUGAGAAAAAUACAAAUCAUUCAUUUUUAACUAUAUCUCCAGAUGAUACAAAUUGUCAUGUAAAUUCAGAUAGAAAUGAGAUUAUAUUAUUGCAUUCACAAAAUGAUGGAACACGUAAAAAGAUUGUAUUAGAUUGUGCAAAUAUGGAUGAGUUUACAAGAUGGAAUAUAGCAUUACAAUUUUGUGGAUUUAUAAAUGGUGUAACAAAGUCUUGUAUGAGUAAAUAUACUUUUGAUAUAUCAUUAUUUGGUAUAGUUAAGAGUAAUGGAACUGAACAAUUAAAAAAUAUUGAUACAAAAGAAUCUAAGCCAAUAUAUAAAGACUUUUAUAAUAUAACAGAUUAUCAAUCAAUUGAGAUAUUUAAGAAUCAAGAAUCAAGAUUAAAAAAUACACCAUUAUUUAUAAUACCAUUUAAAGAUACUGAAUAUUCUGGUGAUGCAAAGAAACGUCAAAUAGUAUUUUUAACAAGAAGAGGAAAAGCAGGUGAAGUUAGAAUUAUUAUUAAUUUACAAACAUUAUCAAACUUUGAUAUAAUGAAUAAGGAUUUGGUGAAUGUAGAUUUCCCAUUAUUAGAGACUAAUAUUGCAACAUCAUUAAAAGCUGAAUACAUUAUUGGAGCAAAAGAAGGUUUAUUAUGUGUAUAUUCUACAUCAAAGAAUAGAGAGAAAUUGGCUAGUAUAAGGCAUGCUAUGAAUGAGAAUAGGUAUUUCAAUAAGGGAAGUAACAAUAAUAAUAAUAAUAAUAAUAAUAAUAAUAAUAGUAAUAAUAAUAAUAAUAAUAAUAACAAUAAUAAUAAUAAUAAUAAUGGUGUUCAUGAUAACAUGGAUUCAGUAACCAGAAAAUUCCCAGAAUGUGGAUAUAUUAAGUAUACAACAAAUGAUUAUAUUUGUGUGGCAAGUAGAGCAGGAAGAUCUGUUGUAUUAAGAAGAAAAGAAGAUGAUUAUGAUGCAUUAUCAGUAAGAUGUAAAUCAUUAACAGAAUAUGAAAAGUGGGAAAGAUCAAUGUCAAUAGCAGGAUUUAUUAAUACUGAUAAAAUAAAUAAUGCAUUUUUACCACCAAUAAUAUAUUUAUUCCAUUCAUUGGAUUAUGAUUAUAGAAAGCAACCAAUAUUACCAAAUUUGGAUUCAUCAAUAGUAAUAUCACCAUCAGAAGAUCAUUCAUUGUUAUCUCCCGAUGAGAUUUCAUUAUUAAAUGAAAGAGAGAAUCAAGAAAUUGGUAAAAGAAGAAGAGGUGGAUUAGGAGAGACUGGAGAUAAUUAUAGAAAUAAUAACUUGGAUGUUCCAAAUGUUGAUACAAAGAAGAAUCUUAAUCAUCAAAAAUUAUUAGAUACUACAGGAAUACAUAAACAAAGCCCACCCACAAGGAUAAUAAUAUCGUCAUCAAAAGUAAAGAGAAGAGAAGGAGAAGGAGGGGAAGAAGAAGAAGAUGAAGAUGAAUAUGAAGAAGAAGAAAAAAAAAUGAAAGGAAUUCAAUUUAACUUAAAGGAUUUAAAUGAAGGUUAUGAUAUAGAUCAAUGGAGUAAUGUAUCUGAAAUAUUUACAAGGGAAAAAAUAAUUAAUAAAAAGGUGGAGGAAUAUUAUAAAGAUGAGCAGGACUAUAAUAAUUACUAUUAUAACGACGAGAAUAGGCAAAAUAAAGAAAUUGAUUUCUUUAACACAUUUUUAAUGGAUAUGGAUAUUAAUGAGAAUAAGGAGGAAGAAUCUGAGAUUUUGGUAAAUAUUGGAUCAUUAAGGGUUAAUAAUGAAAGAUUUAAGGAAAUUGAUGAUUAUAAUGAUGAGAAUGGGGACUAUGAAGAAGAAAAAGAUGAAGAAAAUUCAAAUAAAUCAAAAAGAGGAAUAAAUUCCAGCAAUAAGAUUUCAUCAGUAAAUAAUAAGAUACCAAUGGAAUUAGAGAAUCAAGAAUAUAAAGUAUACAGUAUUAAUAAGAGUUUGAUGAACGAUGAAUUUAAUGGGAAAUUUAAAGAAGAUGAAGACGAUGAUGAGGAUGAAGAGAAUUUAGAUAGAAAGAUUCAUCUUAAUUCACUAGGGUGGAAAGUAAGUGGUAAUGAUUAUGAAGAGGAAGAUGAAUAUGAAAAUGAGGACGAAAGUGAAGAAGAGGAAGAGGAUGAAAGGGAAGAUGAAGAGGAGGAUGGUGAGUAUGCACUGGAGGAUGGAGAUGAGGACGAGUACGAAAACGAGGACGAGGACGAGGACGAGUAUGAGGAUGAGUAUGGUGAAUAUGAAAACAAAGAUGAAGAUGAAGAUGAAUAUGAGGACGAAAACGAAGAUGAAGAGGAUAGUCAAUACCAAAACGAGAAUUAUAUGAAUACUAAUUUUAAGGAAAAAAAAAAGGGAGAACAAAAGACUAAAGGAAAAGAAAUUAAAAAAAAAGAACCAUUAUCAUCAUCAGGAUUUCAUCAUAGUAGAUCGAAAUCGCAAAUAAGCAUAAAUCCGGAGUCUCCAAUGUCCCCAUCGCCAUCUUUAUCAUUUUCACUAAGUUCUUCUAUUUAUCGUAAUAAUAAUAAAAGUUUUAACUCUGCUUCUUCAUCCACUUCAAAAGAAAUCAAUUCUAUUACUCAAUCAAGGUGGAAAAGAGGUAAAAGUGGGAUUAAAUCCAUUUUUGGAAAAAUGAGGCUUAAAAGAGGAUAA
Molecule: messenger RNA, 5007 nt
Organism: Cryptosporidium ubiquitum
Lineage: Eukaryota; Apicomplexa; Conoidasida; Eucoccidiorida; Cryptosporidiidae
Exons: 1
Coding region: 1-5007 (1668 amino acids)
Source: RefSeq, a predicted model, not a curated record